Molecule: messenger RNA, 5810 nt
Organism: Trichechus manatus latirostris (Florida manatee)
Lineage: Eukaryota; Metazoa; Chordata; Mammalia; Sirenia; Trichechidae
Gene: BCLAF3
Product: BCLAF1 and THRAP3 family member 3
Exons: 11
Coding region: 240-2324 (694 amino acids)
Biological process (GO): positive regulation of transcription by RNA polymerase II
Cellular component (GO): mediator complex
Molecular function (GO): transcription coregulator activity; DNA binding
Source: RefSeq, a predicted model, not a curated record
CCAAAAUAGUUACUGUCUGUCCCUUUAUAGAAAAGUUUGUUGACCUCUAAUUUAAUUAAUUUUAUUUUCACAACAUUCCAAUAAGGUGAGUCCUGUUAUUAUCCCCACUUUAAGUUAAGUAACUUUUCCUUGAUGGCAUUCACUGUGUUUUACAACAGAUUGUGGGCUCUUUCUACAAACUUGCUAACACUGUGUUUCUUUGCAGUGUAAAAAGUGGAUAGUGGCUCACAUGUCAAAAGAUGGAACGGUCUCGAUCUAGAUCCCCCAGGUGGAAACAGAGGUCUUUAUCACCAGUACCUAGAAAUUCUGACCACUACAAGCAAAGACAAUUUUAUGGGCAGUAUGGCUAUGAAUAUAGGAAGGAUCCCAAAAGACCCGUCACUUGGAGAAUGGACAAUGAGAAAUAUGGACAGAGUAAACCAAGAAUUCAUUCUCGUGAAAAUAUAUAUUGCCGGUCUUAUGACUAUAGAUCACCUUCCCCAAACAUAAGAAGAAACUCUUCAGAAAAUUCUUAUAGGCUCCACCAAGUAUAUUCACCAGGAAGAGAGAAUGUUAACAGAAGAUCUCAGUAUAUGCCGAAAUACUCAGAAGGUAUACCGUACAAUGAGCAUGAUGAGAGGAAUUGUUAUCCCCAGAAAGUGCAAGGAAGAUAUUUUCCUGAUGACUACAGGGUUAGAGGAAGUGGAAGAGGAGGGAAACCACCUCAGAGGCCAGUAGAAGAUUCUUUUAGAUUCGAAGAAAAGUGGCAUGAAGAUGAAUUUAGGCACCAGUGGAUACAAGAGGAAAAGUACCCUCCAUUACCUAGAAGAGGCUCUGAAGACUUUGAGAUGAGGAGCUCUUUUCAGAAGAGGUAUCCUGAGGAUCGUGAUUUCAGAAAAUAUCACUGCAUAUCAAAAAGACCUAAAGACAUGGAGAGGUAUGAAAACAGAGAGCCUGCUGGGCACCCAAAGUGGAAGCCCAAGCCUUCUCUUCCACCUUAUCAAGAAAAGAAAGAUCAGAGGAACUUCGGACCCCAAACUCAUCGACAUAAUGAAAGGGAACACUCAGAGGCCAGUUCAGUAACCAAGAUAUCCUAUGACUAUCGCCACAAACAUCGUAAGCCCUCAGAUGAGGACCAGGACUUUACUGAUGGAGGAACUCAGAGGUACUCUGAGGAAGAAGAUAGAAAAUACAGUUCUCAAAAAGGGUCUGUAGACAGAAAGCCAUAUUGUUUUAAUGCUAGAAGAGGAAGAGGAACUAAAGAUGGACUAGUCAGAGAACCUUUUAAACAAACUAAGAAAGACUGCAUUGCCAGUACUCAUUCAAAUAAAAGUGAUGUUGAUUGGAGGCCCUCUAAUGACAAAUGGAAGGAAAAGAUAAAGAUAGAAGAGGAUUUCAGAAAAGAGAGCAACCCUUCCAGUAGCCAACUUGAUAAAAGUAAAAAACUUUCAGAUGCAAAACCCUCAUCUUUCAGUGGUAGGAAGAAACUACUUACAAUCAAAGUAGAUAUGAAGAAAUCAGUAGAUACAUUCAGGGUUGCUUCUAGCUAUUCCACAGAGAGACAGAUGUCACAUGAUUUGGUUGCUGUUGGCAGGAAAAGUGAGAACUUUCAUCCAGUGUUUGAACAUCUUGACUCAACUCAGGAUAUUGAAAACAAACCUACAGGAGAAUUUACUCAGGAAAUUAUAACAAUAAUCCAUCAAGUUAAAGAAAACUGUUUUUCAUCACCUGGCAUUACUCUACAUGAGCGUUUCUCAGAAUUGCAAGCUACACAAAAUGCAGGUGUAGAUGAAAUUAAAUUGAAUUCAGAUCCUGAAAUUCACAGGAGAAUAGAUAUGUCUUUGGCUGAACUUCAGAGUAAACAAACUGUUGGUUAUGAAUCAGAACAGAGUCUGGUCAAAAUAAUAGAUCCAAAUGACCUACGACAUGACAUUGAAAGAAGGAGAAAAGAACGGUUACAGAAAGAAGAUGGGCACGUUUUUCACAUAGCUAGUGCUACAGAGAGGAAUGAGCAGCGUUCCAGUUUUUCAAAGUUGAAGAAUACUCAUACUGAUGGAUUGAAAAAAUCUGUGUAUUUUACAAAAUCAAACUUCAGAAGAUUUAUUCAGAAACCUAACAGGACCAACUUUAGAGGUGGCAGAUUCCAACCACAUUAUAAAUCAGGCCUAGUACAGAAGAGCUUGUACAUUCAGGCUAAAUAUCAGCGUUUACGAUUUGCUGGUCCAAGGGGAUUUAUCACUAAUAAAUUCAGAGAAAAAUUACUGAGGAAAAAAAAGGCUGUGCCAGGGUGCUACUUCUCUUCCCUGCCUUGUGUGGGGUAUAAAAACAUUGCCACAGAAAUCUAAUCUGGAAUUGUUACAAAGGAGGCGACACUACAGGAGGAUAUUUGGGAGCAUCUCUUUGUCAGGAAUUAGAAUUGGCACUAAGGCACUAAUACUGUAACUUUCUUGAUUAAAACAGUGGAAUGCUGCAACUUUUUUACAUUUAAAUGUUGCUUUUAAAUUACAGUAUUGAAUUUAAAAGUUGUAUUAAAUAGUUGUUUUUGCAAACGAUCUCAACCACUUGAAGGGCAUUAUUUGUUGAUGCAUUUUUCUCUGAGCAUGGUUUCCUAGAGAGAACUUAAUGCGUUAUAUCCAAACGUUUAUAUGUUGAAAGUUUUGCUUAUGUAAUAAAAACAAAAACAAAAGUGUCGGAAUUGUAUAAUGUAUGUACGUGAAAGAACUUUAAACAGUGGCCUUACAGUAGCAGAUUUUAUACCAAGUUUUUCUUUUUCUGAUGACAUUUUGGCUUAUAACUUAAAGUUUUGUUAAGUUUGUUAAGAUUAAGGCCUAUAUAAUUCAUACAUUUCAUAUUAACAUGUAAGAAGGCUAGAGAAAAGGUGCUUCAAAUUUUCCAUCAGGUAGUUGUGAGUGCACUGAAUUUUUAGUAAUAAGUUCGUUCAGUUUUUUCCACAACUAUUUGCUGUUUUCAAAUUUCAAAAUGCUACUGUGGAAAAUAUAUAAAGAUUUUGUAAUCUAUAUUCCAUCUUAUUUUUCCCUCAGGGUAAGCUUGUGCAUAUCAUAUUUUUAAAGGCUUUUUUAAAAUCUGAUAGACAAAAUCUCAUAUUUGAAAAUUGUACUUUACUACUACAGCAUUACACAUUUUGCAAGCACAUCUUAUAAAGUGUUUAUUUUCAGUUCAGUUGAUAUGUAUUGAGUACCUACUAUGUGUAAGACAAAAUUGAGGGGGUUUUAAAGGAGAUUUUAGGUCCCAAUAUCUUAUUUCUUUAUGUUUCCAGUGUUCUGCUUAGCAGUACAUAUACAUUCCCAGUUAAAUUUUUGUGAAAUGUUUAUUUCUAAUAAAAUAAAAUAUUGUUGCUGUUUUUGCUUGAGAAGUACUUGCCAGUUUGUGAGAACAUUAUUUUAAUUUUAUAUGAGACUUACAGCCUUGGGUGUACAACCUGUUGAUGUUUAAAGUACUGUUAUGCACUUAGAAAGGCAGCUUUCUAAGUCGAAAUAAGAAGAUAGGUAAGAACUUGGUUUUGCAUGACUGGAUUAUGAAAACUCUUACUACAGACAUUUAAUUUUUACAUAUCUUUAAAAGAUGGGGCAGCUGUUUCCUUAAGUGGGUCAGUGAUAGUGUGGGGGGAAGGCCUGAGAGUUACUUGAUUCAUUGCUAAUCGAGUAAUGGAUUUAGGUAUUUUGGCUUCUUAUGCAGCGUACCAUUUCUAUAGGUCAGGUUUUCCAUUUAACGUUCCACUUGUAGUAAAACGGAAAUGCAUGCACAUAGUAGUUUGACAAUUUCAUAUUGUGUUAGGUACUUAUGAAAUCUCUCCGAAUAAUUUAUUUCAUCCCCAUAUUCUGGGGGACAGUUACUAGCCUUGACUGUUUAAUCAUAUGGUUAACAAGUAUUUAUUGCACACAUAUUGUGCUAAGAUUAUGGCAGUGAACAAGAGAACAAGACACGUGGACUUUGCCUUUAUGGUAUAGGCAGUCUAAUAGGGAAAACAGACAAUAAACAGAAAUAUAACUCAGUAAACAGCAGUGAUUCUAUUGCUCUGUUUUUAUUUAUUGUAGUACUUAAGGGUAAGAUGGUUGAUUCAAUAUUAAUUAUUCCACAACUGGUUUUCUAGUUAGGCAUAUUUGGAUGGACUUUUGGCAUUAUCUCAAAAUGCAUAGCAUGUUAUUUGCAAAGUACCUAUUGGUAGCAUGGGUAUAUUCAGAAAACAUUGACUGUAUAAGAUCUAAAGCCUAAAAGGAAAGACCUGCUUUGUAAUUUGGAAUGUAAAAUAAUGACAGGGACCAUGUCUAUCUUGUUCACCAUAACAUCCCCAGCAUCCACUGUCAUACUUGAACUCAGUAAAUAUUAGUUGGAUGAAUGGGCAAUGAGUAGAAUAUGUUUAUUAGGAACAAAUACCUAAUUUUCACGUGGAGGUUGAACAAAAUGUUAACUAUAACAUUUUUUAUUGACUGGAAAAGAAAUUGAAUUCUCUAAUGCAUAAGACUUUGUUAUUGAUGUUAGUUGCUGUCCACUUGGCUCCGACUCAUGGCAACCUUAAGUGAAACAAAACGUUUCUCGGUCCUGCACCAUCUUCAUAAUCGUUGGUAUUUGUGAGUCCGUUGCAUAAGACUUUAGAAGUGUUUGUUUUGGGGGUUUUUUCUUUUUCCUUUCGGUCAGUCUCAUACACCUUUGCCUCCCCUUCUGCCUCCCCUGUGUGCUAGUCCCUGCGUUGAUACUGGGAAAAUAAGACACAGUCCCUGCUGCGAGGGAUCUCAAACUAUUGGGGAAGAGAUGCACAAAACAAAUAACUGCAAUAUAGAGUGCUAAGUACUAAAACGGAAAUAUGCACAAAAGGUUGAGAGAAAAAUCGGCAUUAUUGGUUGAGCAUCCCAUGGGUGCGUUUCUUUCCUGUUGGUUUCACAAAUCUCAGAAGGCACUAUUCUGUUGGUGGUUUUGCAGUUUUGAAAAUUGAUGGGUUGGGGGAAACUGGGUAAAGUGUACACGGGAUCUCUCUGUAUUCUUAAAACUGCAUGUCAAUCUACAGUUAAUCUCAAUAAAAAUUUCAAUUAAAAAUCUUAUCACAGAGAAAACUACUGUAAGUAUUUUGGAGGAUACAAUUUUUUUUCUGUUGGAAAAAACUAUUAUGUUUACAUUUCAUUUGUAACCAACUUUUUUCAGUUGUCCACUUAAAUGAUGCUUCUGUAACAAUUCAUGUGAGUGCAUAAUGUGUGCCACAUUUUAUCCAAUAAAUCCCACAUUUCUGAAUAGUUUUAAAGAUGGGGAUACUUCCAGGAAGAAGCCGGAAAAAUAAUGCUGGAUGAGAAACUAUUCUCUAUUACCUAGCAAACUUGACAACCACCAGCCACAAAUUCAGCAGCAACCAAACAAAGAGGGGAAAAGAUUCUAAUGCAACAAGGUGUGGCGUGACUUCAAACCCUCCCUCAUCCCCCAUAAGCAGCCUGAGUAAAGGAACUGAGUUGACAAAAUCUUGGUAAUUGUCACUAAUGGGCCCCACUAUGGACAAAGGGACUGGGGGUGACUAGGUCAUGUGGAAAAGUGCCAAGGGAAACCCUUGGGAAGACAAGUCUGCUACUGUCUUGGACCUAGGCAAAAGGGGAGAUAACCAGGAUUGCAUUUCUAACGCCCAGAACUUCCCUGGAAUGCCAAAGCUCAGUGGGACACAUCUUCGUCUGGUCAGUGAGCCCUGGUUCUGGACAUCUAAUGGGAACUCAGAGCAGAUACCAGAUUUACCAACAAGGUUUCAGUAAAAGGAAUGGUUAUGAGCUCUGGGUCCAUUAAAAUAUAGAACUAAUAUUUUAAAAACGGGGGAAUCAUACUUGUUGGAUAGAAUG